ACGCACGGGCUUUAUUGUGCAAAAUAGCGUUUAAACAAUGAACAAUUGCCGGGCGCUCUUUCAUUCCCGGCGGCUUGCUACCUGCAACAUUGGGAGGGCCUCUCUCCAUGGUACGCGCUCACAGUACAAGUAGCGCGCGUCCCGGCCACUCGUGAAAUUCACAGCGUGGAUAGCGUCAUCUGUGAGCGUUUAGAACGGAAGUUUAUAUUUGUACUUCGUCUUUGAACGUCCGCAAAUCUGUCUCUCGCGAAUCGCUAUGGAGGAUAAGAACGCAUCUGGCAAUACCGCGGCUACGGAGAGCUCGGCCGCCUCAACGCCUGCGAAGAAGAGCGCCAAGUCGAAAGCCAAGGCGCAGCGCCCGAAGUCGACGCAUCCGCCGACUUCCGAGAUGGUCACAUCUGCCAUCAAAGAGCUGAAGGACCGCAAGGGCUCAUCCGUGCAGGCCAUCAAAAAGUACAUCGCCUCGACCUAUAAAAUCGACGGCGAGAAGUUCGCUCCCUUUAUCAAGAGAUACCUGAGGGCAGCUGUCACGUCUGGCGCAGUGGUGCAGACCAAGGGGAAGGGUGCGUCAGGCUCGUUCAAGCUCUCUACCACCAAGCCUGCACCGAAGAGCAGUAAGGUUAAGCGUGUCACGCAGAAACCAAUCGCGGAUACCAAGAAGGCUACCGAGAAGAAGGUAACGAAAAAAGCGCCUGCGACGAAGAAGGUAUCCGAGACUAGAAAGACAACGGCUGAUAAGAAGUCCGCAUCUGCAAAGAAAACCGCCAAGACAGCGGCGUCGAAGAGGAUCGAGGCCGCAGCGAAGCAAAAGGCCGCUGCUCAGACCAAGACUCUGUCCAAGACCAAGAAGGCUACCAAAGCCCCGGCUGCAAAAACCAAGACGCCAAAACCGAAAACUACCAAGGCAGCAGCUACCAAGUCCGGAAAGGCAGCGAAAAAAUAAUUUUCUGACUACUCUACUUCUGACACUAAACUGGCCCUUUUCAGGGCCCCAAUCGUUACGCACGAUGAAACGAUCUCUUCGCAAUAACUUCCUUUUUUUUUCAGACAUCCUUUCAGAAAAGUUCUAUACGAAUGUCAAGAUAGCUAUUCAAGAAAUUGGAUCUCUAGAUAUUUUUUAAAAUUGCAUUCACAUUUGUAUAGUUUCAAAGCGACAUUAAUUUGAAAAUUGAUAGUUUUUCGUUGUCAACUAUAGUUUGGUCUAACAAUUUGUUUUGUCUCACAUUAGAUGUUUAUAAAGCAUCAUUGUUUUUAAUCGUGAAGUAGAAUCAUCAACAUAAGCGGUAGCCGCUCACAAAUCGCGUGUUUUAAAUUCCGAAAGAUCUUUGUAUUUCUGAAAUUAGAUCUGGCUUAUAUACGUAUGUACGAGUUGCAAGAUUAGCAAAUGACAUUACAGUGACAACUUGCUGCUAAUAUCUCAUUUACAAACGACAAAAAUUUCAGAUUUAGCUCGUGAAAAUUUCUGAAUAGAAACAUUUGCGUCGUUUUUUCAAUCACGUUAGCUUGAAUGCGUAGCUAUCUCUUCUCUUACCGAAAAUCGAACAUCUAUUGUACGUUCUAAAAACAUUCAUGGAGAAAUUAUUUGAUCACCAUUCAUUCAAGAUUACAUGGCCCUUCACAUAGAUAUAGUUUAGGUUAACCAACUCAAAUAUUGAACUCUCCUCAAUUAAUUCUCGUUGUCUUCAUGGAUCGAAGAUAAUAUCUGUGAUAUAGACACAAAAAGUUUAUUACGUCUA
Vollenhovia emeryi is the source of this 1736-nucleotide messenger RNA. Its product is annotated as histone H1B-like. Gene Ontology annotation, biological process: negative regulation of DNA recombination; nucleosome assembly; chromosome condensation. Bases 257 to 943 code for a protein of 228 amino acids. The transcript has a single exon. The record is from RefSeq and is a predicted model, not a curated record. Lineage: Eukaryota; Metazoa; Arthropoda; Insecta; Hymenoptera; Formicidae. Gene Ontology annotation, cellular component: nucleosome; nucleus. Gene Ontology annotation, molecular function: structural constituent of chromatin; double-stranded DNA binding; nucleosomal DNA binding.